GCCUAUUUAACGACCAUCAAUUCGGAAGGAACGCUCAGUGCAAAUCUGUGAUUCGUUGUGUUACUAACAGGAACAACCAAAUUGCAUCGCCAACAUGUCUCUUGAAGCUCAAUUCAACGAUGCCGCCGUUAAAGUCAAAAAAUUAAAAGCAAUGCCAAGUAAUGAUGAUUUGCUUGAAUUGUAUGGCUUAUUCAAACAAGCUACCGUUGGUGACAAUACCACAGAGCGUCCUGGUAUGCUUGAUGUAAAAGGUAAAGCCAAAUGGGACUCUUGGACAUCAAAGAAAGGCAUGUCCAAAGCUGAUGCUCAACAAAAAUACAUCGACAAAGUCGAAGCUCUUGUUGGUUCAAUUGGUUUGCAAUAAAUUGGAUCAAUCCAAAACAUAAACUAUUGUUGAGAUGUACACUCAUUUUUUAUACUCUUUUUGUUACAUCACAAAUUUGUUAAAAAAAAAUAAUUUAUACAUGGUUAAAUAAAAAAUAAAAUUUUCACCAAAC
This is a messenger RNA of Onthophagus taurus, 497 nucleotides long. RefSeq names its product acyl-CoA-binding protein homolog 1-like. Gene Ontology annotation, biological process: fatty acid metabolic process. Lineage: Eukaryota; Metazoa; Arthropoda; Insecta; Coleoptera; Scarabaeidae. Gene Ontology annotation, molecular function: fatty-acyl-CoA binding. The record is from RefSeq and is a predicted model, not a curated record.